This is a messenger RNA of Paracoccidioides lutzii Pb01, 1707 nucleotides long. RefSeq lists its product as hypothetical. Gene Ontology annotation, molecular function: protein binding. Gene Ontology annotation, cellular component: endosome. Bases 1 to 1707 code for a protein of 568 amino acids. The record is from RefSeq and is a predicted model, not a curated record. The transcript has 4 exons.
AUGACUGCUAAGCUUAGGGAACUCCUCCAAUCACUCAAUCUCCCAGGUUCUCUCCAGGCUCUUGAAAAGCCACUCGGCCUCCCUCCAUCCCUUCUCUCCCAUGCAGAAGAGAUACGUCAGCAAGAGGGCCUGAAUCGGCUCCGUCUGUCCAUAAAAGACACCUCAAAACUCAAAGCAAACGAUAAGGCCAUCUACACCGAGGGUGUCGAGAUGCUCAUGGCCGAGAAGGACGAAGAUAAUCGUGCACGCACCAAGUACGGCACGGACCGCUGGAUACGCGAAGCCUCCGAAGUCGCUGGCGAGAAGCUGCAUGCCCGGAUGAAGGAGAUCGAGGGCUAUUUGGCAUCGGCGGAGAAUAGCGAUCGACUUGUUGAGGAAAAGUUGCGGGACACGGAGAGGGUGCUGCGGGUGCUUAACGGGACGAAUAGAGAGAUUGAGACGUUUGUGCCCAGUACUCGGAAGGCGGUGAUGACUGAUGCCGUUGAGAGGGAGGCAGUGCGGUUGAGGGGUUGUUUGAAUGAGGUGUCUAGGUUGGAGAGUCGGAGGAGGAGGAGGGUUGAGGCGCUUAGGGAGAAAGCGAAGGGGGAUAGUAUUCAUGCCGCUCUCCUGGUUGAAACCGGCCGUCUCGAGCGGGAAUUUCCCAUGCAACGAAUUGAGGCCAGCCAAUUCGAAGAUCUCUUCAGUGCACGGCUGCAAGAGUACGAUGUGGACCGCAAGAUGCUUGGUGAGGAUGAGGAAAAGGCCCAGGCGAAGAUUGCGGAGCAGCUGCUGGAGGCGAAUCGGAACUUUGUGAAUGCGCGGCGGGGGGAUUCGUCGACGAAGGAGCGCGAAAAGGCGUUGCAGGAGUUAGAGAAUGGGUAUGUAAAGUAUAAGGAGAUUAUUGGCAAUGUGGAAGUUGGGAGGAAGUUUUACAAUGACUUGGCGAAGCUGGUAGGGAGGUUUCGGGAUGAUUGCAGGGGGUUUGUGAAGGAGAGGAGGAUUGAGGCCGCGGAGUUGGAGAGAGACAUUACGAAUACAAUUGCAAUGGCGUCGCUCAACAUUUCACAGAUCCAAAAACCGAAGCAAAAAACAUCACCACCUCCCGCAACGGCGGUUCCAACUGCACCUCCAGCAGCAGUGGCGGCAGCGUCAGCUGCCAUUCAACAACAACAACAGCAGCAGCAGCAGCAGCAAAUACAACAACAACCACAAUACCAAUCACCACCCCUACAAUACCGUCAGCCAUAUUACCAAAAUCCCUGCCAAAAAUCCCCUACCAAACCCAUCCGUUCAUCCACUCCAGGCUCAUAUCCCAUCCAAACAGACUUCACCCCAUCAACAUCCACCACGUCUCCAGUUCAAACCCUAGCAUCACCCACAACGCCAUCAAGAGCACCAACCGAAGAGCCCCUCGUGGCCCCGCAACCCAUCCGCGCCUCCAUCGUUCCACCACCAAGCACCCUUCCAUUUCCGCCACCGAUGCCAAUGCCCAUGCUCAAGUCAAUGCCUGUGGCAGGUAUGUGGUCCCCUGAGCGGGGAAUCAAGUUCGCGGGAAUCCCUGCUCCACAGAUGAAUGAGCAGACGCAGCGGACGCGCGAACAGGCACAAGCGCAAAGCGAUGUGGAGGCGCAGGAGGCGCAGUUGAGGCCUCCGGUGCCGUUGACGAGGCAGAUGGCGAUGCCAGCGCCUGGGCAGUGGGAUCCGAGUCGGGGGGUUAGGUUUUCGUAG